Anastrepha ludens (Mexican fruit fly) is the source of this 2985-nucleotide messenger RNA. RefSeq names its product sulfhydryl oxidase 1 (gene Qsox1). The record is from RefSeq and is a predicted model, not a curated record. Lineage: Eukaryota; Metazoa; Arthropoda; Insecta; Diptera; Tephritidae. Gene Ontology annotation, biological process: protein folding. The coding region runs from base 338 to 2239 and encodes 633 amino acids. The transcript has 3 exons. Gene Ontology annotation, molecular function: protein disulfide isomerase activity; flavin-dependent sulfhydryl oxidase activity. Gene Ontology annotation, cellular component: Golgi membrane.
UGUAAGCAAUAACGGUAGUUGUUUAUAAUCAAUUCGGUGGGAGUGUGGAAUAAUGGGAAUUUAUUUUGAUACAGUUUAUUUUGGAUACGGUAUUUAAGGUCACCGCUUUUGGAAAUAUAAAGAGAGCUAAUUUAAAUCAGCUGUAUGAUUAGUAUCAGGAAUUCCAUCAAAGCAACAGCUUGCUGACGUGAAAGAUCACUUGAUAGGCCUUGAAAAACAGCGAAUGGUUUUAGUAACAGUACGCCAAGUAAAAGCAUUUGCAUACAAGUCGGUCUAUUCGCGCUUACACUGCUCACUAUUCUGUUUGGAAUUCAAGACUCUUCAAUAAGUUGCAACAAUGAGUUCACCCCGUUGCGUCGGAAUUUUCGCCAUAAUGGUAAUGGUAGUGAGACUUUCUAUACUAACAUCUGCUAGUGUCAUUCCAACUGGAUUGGGGGGUGGCCCCGUUUCGCCUGAAUUAGGUCUUUACGAUCUUAAUGAUAAGGUGACUGUCCUCACAGUGAACAAUUUUAAUGACACGGUACUACAUCAAAAUCGUUCCUUGCUGGUAGAGUUUUAUAACACAUUUUGCGGUCAUUGCCAACGUUACGCUCCGCACUACAAAGAGUUAGCGGAAAGAUUGUAUCCGUGGCGUGAAACUUUACUCGUUGCAGCCAUCGACUGCAAUGCAUUCGAAAACACUGGAAUUUGCCGUGACUACGAAAUAUUUGCAUAUCCCACAUUACGUUACUUUUCACCCGGUUAUAUGUGCAAAGAAGGAAACUAUGGUCAAUUUGUUAAGCCAAAUGUCAAAGUGGAUGACCUUGCAGCGAAUAUGGCUCAACGCUUGGUAGCAGAAAAUGGCACCGAUAGUCUGCCAAACUUUCCAAAUCUACAUAGUGUGACUGAAAACGAAGAAAAAAAUCUUUUCGAGGGCUUAGAUAGCAAUAGAAAGUUAGUGAUAUUAGCGUAUGAACCGGAGAACACCACCGUGGGUCUAGAGAGUGUUUUAAACUUUCACUUAUGGCCGGAUGUGCAGGUACGCCGGAUCACUGAUUUAAAUGUGGCCAACAAAUUCCAAAUCGACGGAAUACAUUAUAAGAUAGCAACAGUAGAUAGACAAGGAAACGUGGUGCCGUAUAGUGUGAAAGAAGACACACCACAAGCAUACGUGGCUACAAUUCAAAGUAUUCUAGAAGCGCAGCAUUUUAAGCCCCGCUCAGUAGAAGUAAAAAAAGGUGUAGCUAACACUGCACAAGUCCCUGAUGACGAAACCGGGCGAACAGCUAUAAUUUCUGAAGUGCUUCGCAAUAAGCAUUUCGUUUAUCAAGCUGACCUCGAAAUGGCCAUACGUCAAAUGCUAUUCAACGAAAUACCUAAAGUUCAUGAGAUACACGGCGAGCAAUUGUUGGCACUACAGCGUAUACUUGGCGUACUGCAACGUUAUCAUCCACUUGGUCCACAAGGCAACGAGGUCAUUCGGCGUCUCCAUGAAUAUGUGCUGAAUGCUAAUGAAUCGGUUAACGGCGGCGACUUUCAAACCAUGUUGGAACAUUUGAAUAAAACUCUCGGUCCAAUAUUCUCCUCAAAUCACUUUGUCGGUUGUGUAAGCUCUCAGCAUAAUAAGCGUGGCUACACCUGUUCGCUUUGGACAAUCUUCCAUUAUCUUACUGUACAGGCAGCGCGUCUUGAAAUCAGUAAUGAUCCGCUGGAGGUAUUAACGGCCAUACAUGGUUAUGUGAAAUACUUUUUCGGCUGUACGCAUUGCUCAGAGCAUUUUCAGGCCAUGGCAACUCGUCGGAAAAUUUGGAACGUACCCAGCAAAGAUGAAGCCGUGCUCUGGUUAUGGGCCGCACACAAUGAAGUAAAUAAUCGGUUAGCUGGUGAUGACACCGAGGAUCCUCAAUUUGCCAAAAUACAAUUUCCCAGCGAAUCAAGUUGUCAUCAGUGCCGCAGAAGUGAUCAAAGUAAAACUGACGUCAACUGGGAUAAGGAUGCCGUACUCAGUUUCCUUAAAAAUAUUCACAAUCCCGGCUUUGUCAGCCGUUACGGUAUCGACAACGAAGCUGUGUUGCAGCCAUCGCUGGAUAAGUUGCGUCAAAAACGCAGGGUCGGUAAUGUGUUCUCCGAAAUGGACAUGCGUAUGGGUAUGUUGUUGUAUGGGUUCUGUGUCAUCAUGAUGGUUGUUGCAUUCAAACUAUUCGCCAUUAAAGGUUAUCGCAAAAGGCCAUAUAUGCAUGACGCGCUCGGAAAAGUCUAACAUAGCACCAUGGAGAUGUCAAGUAAUAAUAAUAAUAAUAAAUAGAAAACGCAGAGAAAAUGACAAAGUUUCACCAUUAUGUGAAACAGAGUGAUACAUGAGACGAAAACUUGUUUUUUUACAAGACAAAGACAAGGACUCUCAAUUAAGAUUCCAUUUAUAGUGUAAUAUGUAUAUAAUGAUGUGAAGAUUAUGGCUUGAGCAUAAACUUGAGGUGUAAGCAUUUGAGCAUUUCAAAAGAAAUCGAAAGUGACUAUUUUUAAAAGCAAAAUAAAUUCUAAAAUUAUUGUUGAUCAAUUACGUUGCUUAAUAUACAUAUUUACAAUGAAUACAAAAAUUCUCAAUACUGUAAUUCCAAUGAUGUUAGUUAGCUAUACACAUGUACAUUUAUACAAGCCUUCCAUACAUAAUAUUGUAUAUUUUUAAGAAAUGAGCGAUUGUUGUAACGAACCCACAGAAAUUACAUACAUUUAUAUUAUAAGCAACUGCACCUACAACAAACUUUUAUUACUUUUUUUACUCUGACACGCGACACGACAAACAUAAAUAUAUAUGUACGAGUAUGUACGAAUGUUUAUGGAAACAAGUAGCAUUUUCUUUAUGCCAAUUUGUGAUCCGUAAUAUAAAAUCUAGUAUAUGAUUGCAAAGUCAAAUAAACCGAAGCAGCUGAUAAUUUGCUAUUGUGAUGCACAUCGGACUCAUUAUAUUAAUAGAUUUAUUUGUAAAUAAAUAGAAUAAAAACAUCA